Messenger RNA from Polyodon spathula (Mississippi paddlefish), 990 nucleotides. Its product is annotated as gastrula zinc finger protein XlCGF7.1-like. Gene Ontology annotation, biological process: negative regulation of transcription by RNA polymerase II; regulation of cytokine production; regulation of immune system process. The record is from RefSeq and is a predicted model, not a curated record. The transcript has 2 exons. The coding region runs from base 65 to 868 and encodes 267 amino acids. NCBI's taxonomy places the organism in Eukaryota, Metazoa, Chordata, Actinopteri, Acipenseriformes, Polyodontidae.
UGCGCCUCCAAGUCCCAGAGGCCUUUGCUGACAAACGUAAACGUGAGAGAGAGAAGGAAGGAAGAUGGCAUUCGUCUCGAUGAAAGAGACGGAGCCCGAACCGGAACCCACGACUGUGAAGCCGGGAGACGCCGAAGAGAUCCGGGUUACGACAAGCGAAGAGGAGACUGCCCUCUCUGCCCUCGCCACCCGCCGCUGCCCCGAAUGCGGGCGGACCUUCGCCCACUCUGGGCACCUCCAAACCCACCGCCGCACCCACACGGGCGAGAAACCCUAUCGCUGCAGCGAGUGUGGGAAGGUUUUCAGCCAGUUGGGCAACCUCAAAGAACACUGGAGAAUUCACACUGGGGAGACUCCAUACCAGUGCCCGGACUGCGAGAAGAGCUUCACCCACUACGGAAGCCUACGAACCCACCGCCGCGUCCACACGGGGGAGAAACCGUACGCCUGCAGCGCAUGUGGGAAAAGCUUCGGACAGCUGGAGCACCUCCGCACCCACGGCCGCGUCCACUCGGGAGAGAAGCCAUUCCUCUGCUCCGACUGCGGGAAGAGUUUCAGCCAGGGGGAGCAUCUGAAGAAGCACAGGCGCACCCACACUGGGGAGAAGCCCUUCCAGUGCUCCCACUGCGGGCUGAGCUUCAGCCAGCUGGAGAACCUGAGGAAGCAUCAGCCCACCCACACUGGGGAGAAGCCCUUCCAGUGCAGUGAGUGUGGGAAGUGUUUCACGCGGGCCGGCACCCUGAGCCAGCACUGGAGACUUCACACAGGGGAGAAGCCAUAUCGCUGUGCUCGCUGCGGAGAAGGGUUCACCUUCUCCAACCAGCUCAGAGCGCAUUGCUGCCAACGGGAAACUACUGCCACCCACUAGAGGGAUCAUGUGUUUUUUUUAUGGUGGUCCAGCUGUUAGAGACAGGGUCUUGUUACCAGGAGGUUCAAAUCCAGGCUCAGCCCCUGACUCACUGUGUGUGUGUGAGAGACCGUGAGCAAGUC